UUAAUAAGAUUAACUUCAGGUAAGUAACAUCUUCCAUGAGAUGGGAGUGCCGCUGUCUUGAUGUCAAUAAAAAGCUACCAACACGAUUCUGGUUUUGCUGCUCAAAGCGCUAGUUCUAGAACUACAGCUUUUUUUUAGGCGGAGACAAACCUUUUCCAAUAGUUCUUGGGGUAAUGUUGACAACCAGGCUUCUCAGAGUUCAUGUAUUCAAAAAAGAGAACUAUAUACUAACCAUUUAUAGCUUACCACGGAAUCAUUUUAUUGCUCGUGAGAUUCACAAAUUUCAGCCUGCUUAUAGUUUUCUAACUUGUGUGUCCAAAAGGGGUUUUAGUGCAAAAAAAAAUCAAGAGAGAAGUUUUAGGUUGAAGUCUGGCAAAAUUAAUGGCCAAUUCAUCCAGCUGUCACUAGUCUAUCAUCAACUUCAAUAUCAUACUGCAUGAACAACAACAACCAGGACGCUGCGUCCUUUCUAUCGGUUCCAAGUGAUGGGUUAGAACAGCCCUUUCCCUCGCUAUCACCCCAACGUUCAAGCUCUCCAAACUCGAUUAUGAGUGAACAGUCUAACGCUCAAUCAUUACAACAAAGCAAUUCAAGUACCAGUAACUUGGGAAGUUUCAGAACUCGUACAAGAGCGGGUACACUUCCCUCAAGAUUCAACUCAAACACUUUGGCACCACCUUUGCAAUCGGCAACAAAUCAACCACCACCAAGCUCUUCAAUAUCUCCAUCCUUUAAUGCAUACGAUCCAACCACAUUGGGUUUAGAGACACUAUCUAUCUCAGGAUCAUCACCAACUAUCAACAAUGGGUUUGUAAAUUCAAGCAAUGCAACUGCUCAAGCUACUGGUCGUCCAAGAUUACGUUCUGGUUCAUUGCUUGGAUUAUCUGAAUCAAACUCCAUAUGGAGUAAUGAUCAACCAACAUCAACUCAAGGCUUGCAAGGUCAGACGACUUCAUCGUUAGCUUCUGUCAAUUUCAUGUCUGAUACAAAUUCUCCUAUUAGAGAGUUUCCAACAACAACAACCUCUUCACGGCUAUCAGUUUCCCCAACAAAGACACAAUUUCAAUCACAAAUGUUGGAUGAUAAUUCAACAAGAGUGGAUAUAAAUCGGGCAAGAGCAUAUUCAACAAACAAUGUUCUUGUGAAUGAACCACCUACAAGUUUCUACCUUCAAAACUUUGUGACUUUAGAGGAGGAAAAAUUGAUGCAACAACCACCUCCACAACAACAACAGUUACAUCAACAACAGCACUAUGGUAAUGACUUCACACCAAGACCAAGAGCUCAAACUUUCCAAAAUGGUGUUGACUCUCCGUUACCAAUCCAAUACAACUUUACCCCAAAUAGAAUUGUGGAGACUCCAGAAUAUGACGAUGGUCAACAACUUCCUCAUCCUCCUGUUCAGCACUCUUUUUUGAAAGAUCAACCUCUACUACUCGAUGAUAUUGAUCCUAGAUGCUUAAACUGGACCUCAACUUACCAAGAUCCAUCAUUGGGUCCAACAAAUACCCUGUUCUUAUCAAAUUUACCACCACAGGCUGUUUCCCCAUUGUCUCUAGCCAAUUUAUUGAUAAAGUUCGGGAAAUUAUCAAGUGUUCGUAUUUUAAAAGGCAAUGAAAAUGCCAUUGUGGAGUUUGACACUAUUGAUUCUGCAAUGCAAGCCAAAGCGCAACUGAACCAUCAAGAAUUGAUGCCAGGCUUUGCAUGUUUGAUUGGUUUCGCUAAACUGUUAUCAUCACAACAGCAACAACAACCUUCUUUGGUUAUAAAUGAUGAAGUUCAAACAAUUGGCGGAAGUCAACCUCAACAACAAGAUUUUUCACAACAGCAACAGUUUCCACCACAAAUACAUGUCCAACAUGAUGAAUCCUUAUACACACCACCAGUCACCAUCAGCGAAGAACCUCUUAAAUUGACCGAAAUGUUGAAUGAAAUUUUUAAUGCAGUUAAGAAAUUAGGAGUUAAGUCAACUUCUGGUACAGUUGAAAGUAUUGUUAAAAAUUCAUUAACAUACAAAGGGUUUGAUAAUGAUUUUGGUCCACUACCUGAGCCCUUACCAGUAAGAGAGUAUGACGCACCAAAACUCAGAGAAACCAGAAAAUUAAUUGAUGCCAAUUCAUUGUCUCAAUUUGAUAUCGAAGAGUUAUCAGUUGCUAUGUUGGACGAAUUACCAGAAUUGGCUAGUGAUUAUUUGGGUAACACCAUUGUACAAAAAUUAUUUGAAUACUCGUCAGAAUCAAUCAAGUACAUUAUGUUGAAGGAAGUUUCACCAUUUUUAGCGCAAAUGGGUAUUCAUAAGAAUGGUACUUGGUCUGCUCAAAAAAUGAUUUCAGUUGCUGAUACACCAAUUCAAAAAGUUGCUGUUGCUAAAAGCUUGAAACCGUAUUGUGUUCCAUUAUUCAAUGAUCAAUUUGGUAAUUAUGUUAUUCAAUGCUCUUUGAAAUUUGGUUCUCCUUGGAAUGAUUUCAUUUUUGAAGUGAUUUUAGCUAAAUUUUGGGAUAUUGCUCAAAAUAGAUUUGGUGCAAGAGCUGUUAGAGCAUGUUUGGAAAGUCAUGAAGCAUCUGUUGAACAAACUGCUUUGAUAUCUGCAGCCAUCAUUUUACAUGCUGAACAUUUGGCCAUCAAUCAAAAUGCUGCGUUGUUGAUAACUUGGUUUUUGGAUACUUGCACUUUACCAAACAGACAUAUUCUAUUAGCCCCAAGAUUGGUUCCACAUUUGGCUCAGUUAUGUACUCACAAAUUGGCAAGCUUGACUGUUUUGAAGAUUUUGAAUCAUCGUGGUGAAAAUGAAGCUAAAAAUAUGAUUUUGGGUGCUAUUUUCGGUCCAGUUGCGACAUCUGAAAAUGGUGAUGUUGAUUCCCCAAGACCUCCUGAAGUUUUAGAGCAAAUUUUACAUGAUAAUGCUCACGGUGCUACCUUUAUUUUCAAAGUCAUUUCCAAUCCUUUAUUGGAGCCAGAAGUUCGCCAACAUGUUGUUUCUCAGGUACGCAGAGUAUUGUUAGAAUUGAAUGUCAGCUCUUAUCAAGGUUAUAAAAGACUGAUGGAUGAAGUUGGGUUAUCAAAUAGGGGUGAUGGUAAUAGACACAAUAGAACUCUUUCAAAUGGAGGCGGCUCGAAUGGUCGAAAAGGGAGACAGAAUAAAACAUCGCCACAAGGACCAUAUAACAAUAGACGCUCAACUCCAAAUGGUUACAGAACUCAACCACCUCCUUCAUUGAUUUCACCACCACAACCACCUUCUUUUAUACAAAAUCAAGGCUAUUAUGAUGACCAACAAUCAUUGAUAAAUGAAUUUCAAACGCAGCAGCAGUUUUAUCAACCAUACUCAGCACCACAACAACAAUCACAACCGCAUCCAAUGCAAAGCAACAUGGGGUCUUAUUUUACAGGUGAAAACCUUGGUUCAUUUGAUAAUUCAAAUCCAUUUCCCAAUAACAUGAGACCUCAACAGCCUCAACAGCAAGGUCCAAUUUUUGAUGAUCCAUUCAUGAUCAAUCAAAUCAACUCUAUUACAAAACCGGCCUAUGAAAAUGAUAGAUCUAUAUACCAACAACAGCAACCACAAUAUGGGUUUGGUACUGCUCAAUAUUAGAGAGUCCUUCCCAGUUAUUAAUGUCUCAUUCAUGUACAAUACAUCAACCAAUCCAAAAAAACAAAGCACAUAGGAUUGUUAUGACAGAAAAAAAUUCUUAUAUCACAAAAUAAAUAUUUAUAAUAAAUAAUACCC
Messenger RNA from Hansenula anomala, 3727 nucleotides. It is a transcript of the gene JSN1, whose product is annotated as Jsn1p. Lineage: Eukaryota; Fungi; Ascomycota; Saccharomycetes; Phaffomycetales; Wickerhamomycetaceae. The coding region runs from base 437 to 3592 and encodes 1051 amino acids. Gene Ontology annotation, molecular function: RNA binding. The transcript has a single exon. The record is from RefSeq and is a predicted model, not a curated record.